Molecule: messenger RNA, 2256 nt
Organism: Trichoderma aggressivum f. europaeum
Lineage: Eukaryota; Fungi; Ascomycota; Sordariomycetes; Hypocreales; Hypocreaceae
Exons: 1
Coding region: 1-2256 (751 amino acids)
Cellular component (GO): nucleolus
Molecular function (GO): mRNA binding
Source: RefSeq, a predicted model, not a curated record
AUGGCGCCUCCUACGAAUGAUCGAAAGCGCAGAAGGUCAGACGGUGAAACCUCUGCUGCCCCAAAAACUCAGGAUCCAGACGGUGGAAUUUCGCGAAAUCCCAAGAAAGCAAAGACUGACGAUCGACGAUCCGUCUUUGUCCGGUCAUUGCCUCCCAACGUUACGAAUGAGAGCCUCGCAGACUUCUUCUCGCAGUAUUUUCCAGUCAAGCAUGCUACUGUAGUUAUUGAUCAGAAAACGAAGGAGUCAAGAGGGUUUGGCUUUGUUUCGUUUGCUGAUGCCGACGACGCCAAAGACGCCAAGGAGGCAUUGGACAAGAAGGAAUGGGAUGGCCGACGCAUUCGAAUCGAAGUCGCGGAACCCAGACAUCGAAAUGCCGACCCGGAUUCAGAAGAUGCAGGCAAGAAGCAGGGCAAGGGUAGAGAAGCGUACCAGCCACCACCCACCAAGUUGAUUAUUCGAAAUCUGCCGUGGAGCAUCAAGACAUCUGAGCAGCUUUCAAAGCUAUUCAUCAGCUUCGGCAAAGUCAAAUUUGCCGAUCUGCCACAAAAUAAGGGAAAACUCAAGGGUUUUGGUUUCGUCACCCUCAGGGGACGUCCAAACGCAGAGAAGGCUCUCGAGGCUAUUAACGGCAAAGUCAUUGACGGUCGAACCUUGGCCGUCGACUGGGCCGUUGAUAAGCAGACCUGGGACAAGCAACAAACCACAGACAGCGACGGAAAGGAGGCCAAGGAGGCCGAGGAUGAAGAUGAUAAACCAGCUGCCAAGGAUAAGGGAGUCGGAGCUGAUGGCGAAGUCAAGAACCGUGACGACCAACUGCAAUCAGAUCUUGCAAACUUUAUGAAAAACUACAUGCACAACAUGGAAGACGAAGAGGACCCAGACGAGGAGCAAGAUGACGAGGAUGAGGAGGAAGAUGACGAAGACAUGAAACUGUUGGACGAGGAGGAAGAAGAAGAGGAGGAAGAGCCCGAGAAGCCAAAGCGUGAGCUGAUGACGGACAAUUCCGCCACUGUUUUCGUUCGAAAUCUGCCGUUUACGACUACGGAUGAGCAGCUUAAAUCUUUCUUUGGCCACUUUGGCAAUGUUCGAUAUGCUAGAGUUGUCAUUGACAAGGCCACGGAGAAGCCGGCCGGCACAGGCUUUGUAUGCUUCGUUGACGCUGCCGACGCAAAGACGUGCUUGAUCGAUGCUCCUCGCCGCACACAACCGACCGCGGGAGGUGUCAAGCACUCUAUUCUCCAAGAUGAAAACGCCGACCCUACCGGUAAAUACACGCUCAAUGGCCGAGUCCUGCAGGUGGCCCAAGCCGUGGGCAAGAACGAGGCCGCCAACUUGGCAGAGAACUCACUUGCCCAGCGAAGACAAAAGGACAAGCGCCGAUUGUACCUCCUAUCAGAAGGCCAGCUCGGCGCGGGUUCUCCUCUGCGCGGCCUCUUGACCGACGCCGAAGUUCGGAUGAGACAGGCUAGUGCCGUGCAGCGCAAGAAGCUUGUAGAGAAGAACCCCAUGUUGCACAUCAGCAUGACCCGUCUUGCUCUUCGAAACAUUCCCAACGACAUUGGUGCCAAGGAUCUGAAAGAGCUGGCUAGAAAGGCUGUCGUAGGCUUUGCCAAGGAUGUCAAGGAAGGACGCCGACAGCCGCUUUCCAAGGAAGAGAAUGCCAGAGAUGGCAAGGAUGCCAAGGACAAGGAGAAGGACCGCAAGCUCAAGCGCAAGGGUAUUGUUAAGCAAGCCAAGAUUGUGUUUGAGGACAACAAGGGAUCCAAGGUAUCUGAGACCAGUGGAGCUGGCAAGAGCCGUGGCUACGGUUUCAUUGAGUACACGUCUCACCGCUGGGCUUUGAUGGGUUUGAGAUACUUGAACGGUCUCCAGCUGGACGGAAACAAUGGCAAGAAGCAGCGCUUGAUUGUUGAAUUUGCUAUUGAGAACGCACAGGUUGUGAAGCGGCGACAGGAUGCCGAGAAUGCCUCCAGGGCGCCCAAAACAAAAGAAAAUGACGGCGCCGAUGCCUCUGAGGCUGAGGAGGAUGAAGAGGAAGAGGAGGCCCCUGCGUCAAAGAAGAAGCAAAAGGGCAAGAAGAAUAGGGGAAACAUGAACAAGGGCCCCAAGGUGAAGAAGCCCGCCGGGGAAGACGAAGGGGAGAAGGAAAAAGAAAAGAAGCCGACGGAUGAAAAAGAGGCGAUUCAGCAGAAGCUGAUUGCGCGGAAGAGAUUGAUGCGCAAGAAGAAGGCGGGAUCAAGGGGAAAAGCGUAA